AUGCUUACGUCACAAGCCUGGAGGCUACCCUUUGGGGGCGGGGGAACCACGUAAAACUAACCUACGAGUCAGGCCAUGUCCACACGUAGCAGGGUAUUUGGCAAAAAGAAGAUAUUUUUAUACGGUUUGGCCUAUCAUCCACACGCACAUUUAAACCAGGGUUCUUAAGAACGACGGGGAAAGUGAAGAAGUGCGAAUUCUGCGUUUGUGGCGCCAUCAUGUGGACACUGAUAACCGAAGAUGUAACUGAGGAAACGUCACUUACUGCGACAAACUUUGUCCUUACGUCACACAUGAAACCAAUGUUUACAUUUGGAGUAAAUUAAACGCGCCUUUUCGUGUCCGUUUUUUCCCAACAAACUUUUGGUGUGCUUAUAGAAGAAUUGGUAUUAUGGACCAUUGUUUUUAUUGUUAUGAAUGUACUUAAAAAUGAAUGAAAGCGGUUGGCUGUGGAAGGUUUUUUUUAUUUUUUUUAACAUAUGUGUGGACGCAAUUAUUUUCCCCGACGUAUUGGGGCAGAAGCCUCGUUUAAAAAAUAACAAUAAAAAUAAAACCUUGCUAGGUGUAGACAUGGCCUCUGUCAUCAAAAUAUCAAGUAAGGGCUUUGUGGAAAAAGUCUGAUAUCUCCUAUUUUCUUAAGCUAUUUUCAUGAGCUACUUUGCUGUUUGAUAUAUUUUAGUAUAAAACCAGAUUGAUUUUCUGUUUGUAUUAUAACAUUUAAUUUGUUUCUUUUGCAGAGAAUGUACAAAACGAAAUAUUUUUAUUGUGAAAUUUUUGGAGUUAAAUUUUGAAGGCCUACGACGAAUUGCUUCCCUUUCCUACUAUGACAUGUUCGCAAAGCGGCAUUGAAUUUACUGAAGAUAUUUUAAACGAGAGAGAGUGAAAUAAACCCUGGGUAAAAAUGGCCGAAAGCUCUGCGUUUUAUUCCCAAACCAAAGACAUUUUGGAGACUGCUAUAAAGUGUGCGGUGGAUUUAACAGCCGGUCAUGAGAAAGGUGGCCAUUCAGCGACGGUAGGUUUUGACAAAAUUUUGAUGCUGCUGGCACAGGAGGCAAGCAGAAAAAUCAACAGCAUCUUCCUGCAGCUGUUUGAUUCUGCAAAUAAGGAAACCCUAACUCUACGUGACAAAGUGAACAAGCUGGAAGUCCAGCUGAAGGUGACAAUGGAAGACUUGAACACCAACAGAGUAUGGAGGGAAAACUUGAUCAGCGGCUGCCCCGUACUAAACGAGGAGACUGGAUGGAUUUCGACUCUGCAGCCUUUAGGAAUAUUGGUUGAAUUGACUGAUAAGAUAGCCAAGGAAGACGUUGAGACCAUAAUAGCUGGCGGCGGACACAGUAAAGACAUCGCAAAGCCUGACAACACGACUGCAUCCUCAGACUCUCAAAACUCUUUGCAAGCCAAAGUCCAAAAGAAGGUUUUUGAAUGUGACGUAUGCAAGAAGAGCUUCAGCCGUCAGCUCUACCUCCAGAGACACUUGGACACACAUAAGGAGCCUCUGAGCUGCCACCAAUGUCCCAUGACCUUCCGCAAUAACGUUACGUUGGAGCGUCACCUGAGACGUCACGAGAAAAAGACCCUUCAGUCCUUCGCAUGUCUGCAUUGCAACAAGAUCUACAAGAGCAAAAGAGUGCUCAGGUCGCACGAGGCGAUUCACGACAACGGCACGCAGCCCUUAUCGAAUGAUGAGGUUUCAAGGAGAAAGGCUUGCACAUGUGACACAUGUGGCGCCAGCUUCACGCAACCGCAGAGCCUCAAGCGCCACAUCCGUCUCCACACAGGCGAGCGACCGUAUCCCUGCGACGUGUGCGGCAAGACCUUCAUUGUCCAGGACAAACUAAAGGCUCAUAUGCUCCUCCAUGGUGCAACCAAGUCAUUCAUGUGCGACUUGUGUGGUAAGACCUUCCUGUAUAACUGGCAGUUGAAGAAACACCAGCAGAUGCCACACCAGGAAGGCACAGAAGCAGGCACCGAGACUGGGAGGCGGAGGGCACAGGCGAAUCGCACAGUCAUCGUCAAACGUGACAGGAGCAUCGUGGAGGUGGCACCGUUUGCCUGCCAGACGUGCCAGCGCGGGUUUAACUCUGAGGCAGCGCUCCAAAAACACGAGCUGAUCCACACAGGCGGCGCCCCGUACACCUGCGACAUAUGCGGCAAGGGCUAUCUCUACAAGCCCACCUUCGACUACCACAUUCGCACGCAUUCGGGCGAGCGCCCGUACGCCUGCGACGUGUGCGGCAAGACCUUCAUCACCCGCCACACGCUCAAGUACCAUAGGCUCAUGCACACUGGCGAGAAGCCGCACGCCUGCAAGCAGUGCGGUAAGACCUUCCGGAUGUAUACCAACUACCGGCGACACGUCAGGAUCCACACGGGUGAGAAGCCGUACCAGUGUGAGGUGUGCGGUGUCCGAUUCCGCCAGCUCGGACACGUCAAGUUCCACAUGCAAGUACACACGGGCGAGCGACCUUACGCUUGCGCCACGUGUGGACUCGGCUUUUCUGACUCCAGACAAAUGAAGAGACAUUCUUGCGCCAGGAACGAACUGAUGACAAAUUUGCUAGCAUCUUGACUCAUGAGGACUGUUUGACGAUCUGACGCAAUAAAAUAAGGACAUUCGGCAGUCGCUGCCAUUGACGUCAUUAGACGUCAAAUUCAUUUUAACUGGUGUUGGUAAUGAAAGGCACUACCUGCCUCACCGGACACAGAUAAUAACAAAAACACCUACUUAUUGUAUUGGUUUCCAGAGAAGUAACUUGUAAAUGUUAUGUUAUUCAUUAUAUUUAUAUACAAUCUGGAUAUUUGUGUUAUACUCUAGAUUGCCCUCAGUUGGCUGAAGAACGGAGAUGAGAUGGAGCAACGCAACGUCUAUUAAAAUCAUGCAAAUUAAUGUGUCUUGAA
This is a messenger RNA of Corythoichthys intestinalis (scribbled pipefish), 2901 nucleotides long. Its product is annotated as zinc finger protein OZF-like. Gene Ontology annotation, cellular component: chromosome; nucleoplasm; nucleus. Gene Ontology annotation, biological process: regulation of transcription by RNA polymerase II. Gene Ontology annotation, molecular function: chromatin insulator sequence binding; transcription coregulator activity; RNA polymerase II cis-regulatory region sequence-specific DNA binding. The transcript is spliced from 5 exons. Lineage: Eukaryota; Metazoa; Chordata; Actinopteri; Syngnathiformes; Syngnathidae. The coding region runs from base 902 to 2572 and encodes 556 amino acids. The record is from RefSeq and is a predicted model, not a curated record.